Molecule: messenger RNA, 426 nt
Organism: Clunio marinus
Lineage: Eukaryota; Metazoa; Arthropoda; Insecta; Diptera; Chironomidae
Source: the annotation of a GenBank genome assembly
AUGGAAACUGUCACAUCAGCUCCAUUGCUCAGCGACGGUAAGGAAUUAACAACGAAGUCAAGAAACACGAGAAGGAAAGAUGGAAGAAAACUUACAACUAAAAACUUAAAACAUCGUAAUUAUAAAUUAUUUGCGGAAGCAGCUAAAGAGUGGAAUAAUUCUUGUAGUUCGAUAGCUUGGGAGGGUGGUUCUGGUUUUGAACAGAAUUAUAAUUCAUCUUAUCAGAGUUUUAAAUUAUCUGUCCACCAACUGAAAACAUCGCUAGCUUCAAUGUCGAUGAAAGUAAUCAAUUCAUCAGCAGUGAAAGGCUGGGAGCGCUUCCACAACGAAUCUUAUAAAUUUUUGCCGACGAAACCAACUGUGAUUCACCAUAAAGCUCAUAAGAAUGAAUUUUAUCAAGAAAUAAUAGUUAUUAAAAAAGACUGA